UUUUCCUUGUGUGGCAGAAUGGAAAUAGGAGGCGGCAGGUAGUUGACAGAUCAAUAACAAAGUUGAUUGUCGUCGAGGGUUGUUGAACUUCUUCAAUGAUAUAUCAACAAAUGUACCUGUAUGUUGACUCAGCUGUUAAGUGCAAGAAGCUUUUAAUUUACAUGGGAUAACUUUAGUGUGUCUCGAACCUGAUUAACGAACAAGUCGACAAACUAGAUUGAGAGCGAGCGAGUGAAAAUGAAUAAUUUGUCUUUUGACGAUCCGGCACUGGAUAACCUGGAUCCAAGCCUGUCUCUAAAUGAUCCGAGUGAUAUUGACACAGCGCUGCUGAGCGACAUAGAUGACAUGCUCCAGCUCAUCAAUAACCAGGACAUGGAGUUUGGAGGCCUGUUUGACCCCCCUCAGUUUGUUCCUCCAACUCACACUCAGGAUCUUCCAGUCCUGGCUCACUCCACCCCUUCUUCAUGUUCGCCAACCUCCUCCACCUCCACCUCCCCCACCAAAUCUUCUAUCCUGAGCAGCAGUCCCCACCUGGAUGCCCUGCUGGGCCCCCCCAUUACACGCAGUUCCUCUACCCCUGACAAGGUGUUCCACCCCACCACCUUCCAGCAGUCUCCUUUGGCUCAGGCGUCCACGCCCGCAGCAUCACGUCAGCAGGGUCCUCCUCUGCAGACAACUCAACCCAAAGCCUCUCAGACCCCCCCAUGUGCCCUCCAGCCUUCUGGGCAGCCAGGUCAGAACCAUGGUCCUGCUGGGAAGAGCCCAGUGUACAGUCCUGGUCCGCAGGCUCUGUUCGCCUCACCGACACCCCAGCAAACUCAGCAGCAGCAGCAGCAGCAGCAGCAGCAGCCCCUGGCCAGCUACGCCAACCAGAAUAAUUUCUCACCUGUCAAUCAAGCCAGCUCCCCUCAGCCAAUCCCAAGCAUGUCGAGCUCUCCUCCGAGUGUGCAGCCAGUGGCCAUUCAGGCUCAAGUUCAGGGCCUGUCCACGUCACCACUGUUAGCCACGUCGUCAAGUCCUCCAACACAAACCAUCUCUCCUCAUGUCCAGCAGGUUCCAGUAUUGCUGCAGCCACAGUUCAUUAAGGCUGACUCCCUCCUGCUCACUGCCCUGAAGCCUGAUGCAUCCAUGGUAACCACGGUAGCAUCUCCCUGCAUUACCUCCUUGGCAACAUCCACGGCUCCAGUCCAGAACACCUCUCUGCAGGCUCUGAUGAAUGGGGGCACCAUUUUCACCACAGUCCCGGUUGUGGUAGACACAGAGAAGCUCCCAAUAAACCGUAUUGCCAUCAGCGGAAAACCUGCCGGCCAACCGCAAAAGGGCGAGAAACGCACGGCCCACAACGCCAUCGAGAAACGCUACCGAUCCUCCAUCAACGACAAGAUCAUCGAGCUCAAAGAUCUGGUGGCCGGCACUGAGGCCAAGCUGAAUAAAUCAGCAGUACUAAGGAAGGCCAUCGACUACAUCCGCUACCUACAGCAGUGCAAUCAGAAACUCAAACAGGAGAACAUGGCUCUCAAAAUGGCUGCCCAGAAGAACAAGUCUCUGAAGGAUCUGGUGGCCAUGGAGGUAGAUGUGAAGAGCGAGAUGCCCACCCCUCCUGCGUCCGACGCUGGCUCACCCUUACCUGGCGGUCCCCUGUCCCACUGCAGCAGUGACUCUGAACCAGACAGCCCUAUGGGAGAAGACAGUAAGCUGCUGGUUCAUGCAGACAAGGCCACAGGCAGUGGCAGCGUGGGAAUGCUGGACCGCUCUCGCAUGGCUCUGUGUGCGUUCACCUUCCUCUUCCUCUCCUUUAACCCACUGGCCUCACUGCUGUGUGGCAGCUGGAGCAGCUCCGGAGCCGCCACCUCCACCGGCCACCCUGGGACUGGCAGGAACAUGCUGGGAAUGGAGAGUGCAGCGGAUUCAUGGGGUUGGAUGGACUGGAUGCUGCCCACCCUGCUGGUGUGGCUGUUGAAUGGUGUUCUGGUGGCUGGAGUUUUGAUCAGACUGCUGGUUUAUGGAGAACCUGUUACCAGACCUCACUCCUGCUCAUCUGUUCUGUUCUGGAGGCACCGUAAACAGGCUGACCUGGACCUGGCCAGGGGAGAUUUUGCUCAGGCGUCUCAGAACCUGUGGACCUGUCUGAAGGCUUUGGGUCGUCCCCUGCCCACCUCUCAGCUGGACCUGACGUGUGCGGCCCUGUGGGCCGGCCUGCGUCUCUGCCUGCAGAGACUGUGGGUGGGGCGCUGGCUGGCGAGCAAGGCCGGAGGACUGAGGUCAGACCGUCCGCUCCAGGACGACGCCCGCAAAAGCAGCCGAGACGCCGCCCUUGUGUACCACCGCCUGCACCAGCUGCACAUGACCGGUAAGCUUGGUGGCAGUCAUCUCUCUGCUGUGCACAUGGCUUUGAGUGCGGUGAAUCUGGCGGAAUGUGCCGGAGACUGCCUGCCCGUGGCCACGCUCGCUGAGAUCUACGUGUCUGCCGCUCUGAGAGUGAAAACCAGUUUGCCCCGUCUGCUCCACUUCACCUCUCGUGUAUUCCUUAGCAGUGCUCGUCAGGCCUGUCUCUCUCCCAGUGGCAGUGUUCCUCCUGCCAUGCAGUGGCUAUGCCAUCCUCUGGGCCAUCGUUUCUUUGUGGACGGGGACUGGUCUGUACGCAGCAUACCCAAGGAGAGUAUCUACAGCCAGGCUGGGAACACAGUUGAUCCGCUGGCUCAGGUGACUCAGGCGUUCCGAGAGCAUCUGCUGGAGAAGGCGCUUUACUGCGUAGCUCAGCCAAGGGGCGAGAAAACAACCAAUGAGCAUGAGGGCGAGUACUCGGAUGCUCUGGAGUACCUGCAGCUGCUGACCAGUGCUUCAGAUGCUGCCGGAGCCACCACUCAGUCCUUCGCCAUUGGCUCCAACAUGGCCACUGUUACAGGGUGUGACCCCCACUCCAAAUGGUGGUCCUCAGUCGUGGUGGUGGUCAUCAACUGGCUGCAGGGCGAUGACAUGGCAGCCGAGAGACUUUACCCAGCAGUAGAGCACCUGCCACGAAGUCUGCAGACAGCAGAGAGCCCCUUGCCCAAAGCUUGCCUGAAUGCAUUUAAAGCAGUGCGCACUCUGCUGGCCAAACCUGAGAACUGCCAGCUCAGUCUGAGCUACUGUGAGAGAGCCAGCAGCCUGCUCAGAGACAGCCUGAACCUGGGGCCUCACUGUCACAGCAAUGUGUUAGACAAGCUGGUGCAGUUGUUGCUGUGUGACUUGUUGUUGGUGACGCGUACGAACGUGUGGCGGGAGCAGCAGAGUGUCUCUCCAGUGGCAGCGCAGCAGGCGUCUCCUCCAGAGCUGCAGGGCUUUCAGCAGGACCUCAGCUCUCUCAGGAGACUGGCCCAGAGCUUCAGACCAGCCAUGCGCAGGCUGUUUCUGCAUGAAGCCACAGCCAGGUUGAUGGCAGGAGCUAGUCCCACACGUACACACCAGCUACUGGACCGCAGCCUGAGACGCCGCGCCACACCCGGAGGCAAAACAGAAGAGUGUGAGACGAGGCCGGGACAGCGUGAGCAGGCGGAAGCUGUGAUGUUGGCUUGUCGUUACCUUCCCCCAUCCUUCCUGUCGGCCCCGGGCCAGCGAGUGGGUAUGCUGGCUGAUGCAGCCCGCACACUGGAGAAACUGGGAGACAAACGCACUCUCCACGACUGCCAGCAGAUGAUCAUCAAACUUGGCAGCGGCACAACUGUCACCUCCACCUAGUGUCAGCACCAGCCCCUGCACACAAACACACGCACACACCCACACACACCUCACAGCUCAUACACAUUUUCACCUCCUCAUAAUACACCCACUCCUCCCCCCAGGCUCCAAAGGAAAAUUCACAACUCCCCGUUUCCUUCAGCUGGCAGAAAAGGCUUUGGCCAAUGUCAUCAGAGAGAUUAGCCUGUAGACUGUUAGUGGAUCGAUUCUCUCAUUUCAGCUCUGUCCCUCGUUCCUGUGAAACAGAGGUCUAAAAGUGUCUCCCCACUGCAUUCAACUUGCCAAUACACACAAAACCCAGAUGUCCCUCUGACUCUCCUCUGCAAACAAAAGUGUUUUUAAUUCCUUUUUUUGAUAUAAAAUAUAUUAUUUAACUUAUUUAUAGUCCCCUUUAAAAAAACAAACAAACUGAUUUCUUACCGUCUUUGUGAGAUGCACAGACAGGGCCAGCUGUGGCCACUGGGUGGAGUUUUGACAGGCUGUUAUAACCUGAACUGGAAAUGUGUGGUGGCUGACUUGCUGGGUGGUUGAACUGGGCACGCAUUUUAAGACCCCCCCCCCCCUUUUUUUUUACAUUUUGUGAUUUGGUUAUAUUUGAAUGGGCGAAGUGAAGUAUUCAUUGGAGGAACUGGUCUCAUUUUGAGAUUAGCUAGGUCCUCCUCUAUUAUAUCACGUUGUACAGUUGGGGUCUUACCUGCACGACCUGAAGCAGGGAUGAAUUUUACAUAUAAUAACAUAUAUAUAUGAGGCUUUAGUGGGUUCACUUUCAUAAAGUAUUUUCCUUGUAUAUAUAUAUAUUACAUGUAUUUAUAAUUUGUCUAUUAAGAUUUGGGCAUCAAUGUUUUGUAUUAGCAGAGGUUUCUUUUUCUUUUCUUUUUUUUUUUCUUUUGAGAGGAAAACCCUGCAUAAAAAAACCUUCAAUAUAGAGAUUAUGGCAGUCAUCAGAGAAAGAAUCACCUAAAAGGCACUAUAUCCAAUUGCACUACUGAGUGAGAUGCGGGCUACCUAUUUAUCUUGAGAGAAUGUAGCCUCUUCCUCUUGCUAUUGAACCUUCCAUUUCAGGGAGCCCCAAAAACACAAAUGGGGGUCUUUUAUUUUGUAAAGCUUAGUUUAGGGCCUAUGGUAACAAAAUCGGACCUUAGCAGCAGCCACCCUCACAUAUCUUAAUUGUUCUAUCCAAAGAGGCCUAAGUGUUUUCAAAACAAGAUAGGAGUGUGGCCCAGUAGUUCUCCGAAAGUGAGGAUACAUUUUUCAACCACCGUAUUGUGUUUAAGGACGCCCAAUCAUCAGGUAGUUUUGUUUUCACAGACAUUGCAUUUGUUAUAUAAGAGACACAAAACCAUUUCUAUACAUGAUUAACCAGUUUUUAGCGCGCAUAAUUGAAGUCUACCAGAGAAAAUGUCUUUAAACUGAAAGUUUGUCUUUUUGUCUUCUGUUUUGCUCUGUGAUUAUUCUUGAGAAUGUAAAUAAAAGCCUUUUUGUAACGAAAAA
Chanos chanos (milkfish) is the source of this 5208-nucleotide messenger RNA. RefSeq names its product sterol regulatory element binding transcription factor 1 (gene srebf1). NCBI's taxonomy places the organism in Eukaryota, Metazoa, Chordata, Actinopteri, Gonorynchiformes, Chanidae. The record is from RefSeq and is a predicted model, not a curated record. Gene Ontology annotation, biological process: regulation of transcription by RNA polymerase II. Gene Ontology annotation, cellular component: nucleus. Bases 238 to 3717 code for a protein of 1159 amino acids. Gene Ontology annotation, molecular function: RNA polymerase II cis-regulatory region sequence-specific DNA binding; DNA-binding transcription factor activity, RNA polymerase II-specific; protein dimerization activity. The transcript has 19 exons.